Molecule: messenger RNA, 1185 nt
Organism: Andrographis paniculata
Lineage: Eukaryota; Viridiplantae; Streptophyta; Magnoliopsida; Lamiales; Acanthaceae
Exons: 4
Coding region: 300-1049 (249 amino acids)
Cellular component (GO): chloroplast envelope
Source: RefSeq, a predicted model, not a curated record
UAACUGAUCAUGUAAUGUAAUGUUAGUCGGCCAGUCUGCAGCUUCAUUGUGCUUGUGCUUGUGCUUGCGGCGGCCACUCUCUCUCCCUAUCUCUUAUCAAUUCAUAGCCCAACCCUGAAAUGAAAUGAAAUGUCAUGUCUUGAUUAGAGAGAGAGCAGUAAUUCGUUCCACGCACGCAGAAAGACAGUUAGCCACGCGGAUCAUAUCAGAUCGGAUCAGAUCAGAUCAUUGAUUCACACACACAGAGAUUCAAGACACAACCAGCCAGCCAGCCAAAAUCCAAUCCAGUCGGAGGAGAAAUGCUCCUGCAAAUCGCCACGCCCGCCGUCGCCGCCUACUGCUGUUAUUAUACUACCAGCACCAAGUCCAAGAGGCAUUGUCCUCUCCAUCCUCCUUGUCCCAAACCCACACCCUUCUUGCCUCCGCUGGGCAGCAGGUUUCAUCGGAGUUACGCCGCCGCCUCCUCGUUGGGUCAGACUCAGACUCAGACUCAGCGAGUAGUAUCUCUGCUUGAGACCACCACCACCCCUGUUAUUUUGUGGGCGGGACGGCUCUGUGUCUUCUAUGCUCUCUUGAAAGCUGGUUUGGCUGGCUCUCCCAAUAAUCCCAUUCUUGCUGAAUCGGAAAACGAAGCUGGAGAUUUAGGGUUCUCCAAGUGGUUUGGGAAGCUGAGCAAACCAGAAAAAGAGGCAGCUGACAGAAGAAAACUAGUGAGCAAAUGGCAUCCUACGACGAAGGGUACCCUUAGGCGCAACUACAGAGUGCCCUCUAAAACUGAGGGCAAGCGUCUGCUUAGAGCUGUUGCAUCUCUAUUGUCGGAUGAUGAUCAGUUUAGAGAUGCCACAUCACACAAGGGGUGCCAGAUUAGGAGGGAAAGUGCCCAUGGAGAAAGUGUGUGUUGCAACAAUAUACGAGCGCUGUUUGAUGAGCUCCCGACGCCACAUUUGAUUGUGGAGAUCACGGCAUUCCCUGCUGGCCCUCUUUCGGAGAAAGACUAUGCAAAGGCCGAGAGACUGGAGAGGGUGCUUCGAUCAGGUCCUUCUGUCUGAAUAUAUCUAUCUAUCCAUCUAUGUAUCUGCAUGUUAGGAGGGGUGGGGUGUACAUACUGUGUAGAGAGGAAGCGUUUGAUUCUGCGCCAAAUGUUUUUGGAACCGAUCAACUUAAACAGUAUUUCAAUUCAUCGUU